This is a messenger RNA of Cuculus canorus (common cuckoo), 2803 nucleotides long. It is a transcript of the gene MAFA, whose product is annotated as MAF bZIP transcription factor A. The transcript has a single exon. Gene Ontology annotation, biological process: retinal rod cell development; regulation of transcription by RNA polymerase II. Lineage: Eukaryota; Metazoa; Chordata; Aves; Cuculiformes; Cuculidae. Gene Ontology annotation, molecular function: DNA-binding transcription factor activity, RNA polymerase II-specific; RNA polymerase II cis-regulatory region sequence-specific DNA binding. Gene Ontology annotation, cellular component: nucleus. The coding region runs from base 464 to 1330 and encodes 288 amino acids. The record is from RefSeq and is a predicted model, not a curated record.
CCUACACCAAAUUCCCACCGGACGCUCCAGGAGCCGGGCUGAAUCCUGCAAGGAAGUCCCACCGUAGGCUUCUCCUGAAUCCCGCACCGAAUUCCCACCGGACGCUCCCGGAGCCUGAACUGAAUCCCUCAGGGAAGUCCCACCGGUUGGAGCCUGAGGUGAAUCCCGCACCGAAUUCGCACCGGACGUUCCGGGAGCCGGGCUGAAUCCCUCAGGGAAGCCCCACCGGAGGUUUCUCCCGGAUCCCGGGCUGAAUCCCACAGGGAAGCCCCGCCGGAGGCUCCCGGAGCCCGGGCGCACCCGGGAGCUGAGCCCCGUCGGGGCAACCGGUUGCCCCGCAGAGCGAGUCCCGCAUCCCGGUCGGAGGAAGCAUCCGGAUCCCGGUCGAAGGGGAUUCUCGGAGCCUUCGGGACCUCCAGCCCUCGGUGAACGGCGGUGCCUGGGGGAGUCUCCAUGGACUGAGAUGGCCUCGGAGCUGGCCAUGAGCGCGGAGCUGCCCACCAGCCCCCUCGCCAUCGAAUACGUGAACGAUUUCGACCUGAUGAAGUUCGAAGUGAAGAAAGAACCGGCGGAGGCGGAGAGGCUGUGCCACCGUCUGCCCGCCGGGUCCCUCUCCUCCACCCCUCUCAGCACGCCCUGCUCCUCCGUGCCUUCCUCGCCCAGCUUCUGCGCUCCUAGCCCUGGUGGGCAACCAGCCCCAGGUCCUCCAACCACCACGGCCGCUUCCCUGGGCUCCAAACCGCAGCUGGAGGAGCUGUAUUGGAUGUCGGGUUACCAGCAUCACCUCAAUCCCGAAGCUCUCAACCUGACGCCGGAGGACGCGGUGGAGGCGUUGAUCGGUGCCCCUCACCAUCAUCAUCAUCACCAUCAAGGUUAUGAGCCUUUCCGACCUCAACCUUUUGGUGGCGAGGAGCUCCCGCCGGCCGCCCAUCAUCAUCCCGGCCAUCACCAUCAUCAUCAUCACCACCUGCGCUUGGAGGACCGCUUCUCCGACGAUCAGUUGGUGAGUAUGUCGGUACGGGAGCUCAAUCGGCAGCUGCGGGGCUUCAGCAAGGAGGAGGUGAUCCGCCUCAAGCAGAAGAGGAGGACCUUGAAGAACCGAGGCUACGCUCAAUCCUGCCGCUACAAGCGGGUCCAGCAACGGCACAUCUUGGAGAACGAGAAAUGCCAACUCCAGAGCCAGGUGGAGCAACUCAAGCAGGAGGUGACCCGUUUGGCCAAGGAAAGGGAUCUGUACAAAGAGAAAUAUGAGAAGUUGGCCGGCCGGGGCUUCCCAAGGGAGCCUUCCCCAUCCACAGCCCCCAAACCCGCUGCCGACUUCUUCAUGUGAGCCCCAGGUUGGGGUGGGGGGUGGGGGGGAAAAGGUGUCCCCUUUUUUUUCUUUUUCCUCAUGUGGGGAGAGCAAAUCCCCUUUGCUUGUAUAAAAAUUAUUAAUUAUGAUUAUUUUUCCCUAUUAAACUGUUGGGGAGGGGGGCGAAAUUGAACCCCUCCACCCUCCCCACAUCGGGAUGCGGGGUGGGGUGGUGGUGGACCUGGAGCCAAGCCUGCAUGCGGGACGUGUACGGCGCAAAAAAACAAACCAAACCCCUUCUCCCCUUUCCCUGGGAGCAUCAGCGCCAUCCAGGUGGCUUUUUUUCCCCCCCUCCACACCUUUUCCUGUGUGUUUUCUCCCCAAAUUUGCUUUGCUUUGAUUUCUUUUCCCACGGAUCAGCCGGCCCCACCGCCCGCACCCCCUUCCCGGCCGGCAAACCUGAGCCACAUUUAACUUAUUCACCCUUGUAAAUAUGUAGAAAUUAGUUAGUUUUCUGCCUUUUCUUUUUUUUGUUUUGUUUUGUUCCUCGAGCCUAUAUUUUGCUUGGUGAUUUAAGAAAAAAAAAAAAAGAAAAAAAACAACCAAAAUCCUUUAGAAAAAGACAAAAAAAAAAAAGAUACACGAGUCUUAAAAGUUUGUAUGUAAUAGCAUGCAAAUAAUAUCCGAGUUAAUUUAAUGAUGUUGAGAAGAAGCCGAAUGCACUAUAUACAGGAAUCGAUUGGGUUAAAUAAUACUGUUUUAUAGAGAUUUAAAAUUAUCUAUGCUCUUAAAAAUAGCGGGGAGGGGGAGAGGGAACAAUUUUAGGGUGACCUGAAAGGCAAUAUAGGAAUAUAUGGACUGCAAACGGUUGGCUGCUAUCUCACUAUGCACCAGAUUUAUUUAUUAACCCUCGGGAAACGGAAUAUUAUUUUAAACCUUGGUGUUGAAAGAAGAAAAGGAAAAUGCACAUUAUUUCUUGUGCAAAAGAAAAGGAGAAUAAUCAUUCGUGCAAUUUGUGCUUGGAGUGAAAGCAGGGUCGAUCCUGCGAGAGGGAGCGGGUUUGGUUUCUUUUUGUUUUCUUUUCUUUUUUUUUUUUUUUGAACAAGUUGCUUAUUUAAAAAAGAAAAAUCAUGGAAAAAAAAUUUUUUUGGGAAAACCACAAGGGUUUUGCAGACAAAACGAGUUUGGGAGCCUGGUGCAUUUUAGGGACUGAUCGUGCGAAGCGUUUUUAACGACCUGUUGUUUCGAUUUGUGACGGUUUUAACGAUGUUGCAUCAAGAUAAAAACUUAUAUUCAAAUAGAGCUUGGGUCGGGUUUUCUCUCAACCGGGGGUCCCACGGCAUCGCCUUUUCGUUUCGGGUUUGCUGCUUCUUCCCUUUGAGUCCUGGUUUGGAUGUGAAAACUCUCCCUGCGCUCCCGCUGGGCGAGGGGGGCUCCCAGGGAUAAAUCCAGUGUUGACCAUCACUUGCGAGGCAGCAGCUACCAUCGACUCUGCCCCACCGAACUCUGGCU